CAUUGGCACAGUCCACACAAGGCUCUCCUGGCAGCCAACACGGGCCUCCAGACCACAGGGAAAACCAUGGAGACAUCAGGACCCUCCUCCCAGACUCCAGAUCAUAGUCGAGUCCAUGGAGAAACAGAAGAUCUAGACUAUGAAGAGACGGAUUUCCACAAGCCAGACAGGGAGGCUGGACUCCUUUCUCAUGAACAACCCAAGCAGACCAAGAGAGACAAGUCUUCUACCUCCUUCUCCUCUUCUUCCCCCUCCUCCUCUUCCUCCUCGUCAUCCUCUUCUUCCUCAGGUGCUGAGCAUGAGGAGUCUGACCUUUUGACGGAUGAGCUUCAGCUCUAUGGAGGUGCCCCUGGAGAGGUGGUGCCCUCUGGAGAAUCAGGACUCCGAAGAAGAGGUUCUGACCCAGCAAGUGGAGAAGUGGAGGCCUCUGAGUUAAGAAGACUGAAUAUAAAGAAAGAUGAUGAGUUUUUCCAUUUUGUCCUGCUCUGCUUUGCCAUUGGGACCUUGCUGGUGUGUUAUCACUAUUACGCAGACUGGUUCAUGUCCCUUGGGGUCGGCCUACUCACCUUCGCCUCCCUGGAGACAGUCGGCAUCUACUUUGGGCUGGGUCACGGUGAGGUCAUUGGCAAAACCCCAUGGAAAAAAUGGGCAGUUCCACAAAACUGCAACAAAAACAGUUUAAAGUGGCAAACAAACAGAAUUAGCCAGAGAUCGAAAACAAGGCAGUUCACGGAGUGGGGUACUGAAUUCACUGAAUUUCCUGGCACUGUUAUUGCUGCUCAAGUGUACCGGAUCCACAGCGUCCUGCAUGGCUUCAUCCCCCUCUUUCAGAAGCUUAGGCUGAUGGGUAAUGUUUCCAUCCUUCCUAUGUUCACCAUCUUCCUCCCUAUCAGGGUCUUUGGUUGCGAACAGGGCUUAGCCUAUAGGAAACAGCAGGGCCUGGAAUCAGGGGCCCCUGCCAAUUCACCAGCUUUGGGGCCCAGGAUCAUCUUUCAGCCUCCGUUUCCUCCACUGGACCGUGGGUGUAGUAAUACCCACUGCACAAGGGUGUUAUGCAAAACCACAUGAGGAACGGAUGCGGAAGUCCUUAAGUGUGGAACACUGUAGAAAAGGGAAGGGAAUCUGGGUGUUCCUCAUUCUCUCAUAGAACUUUACAUUUACCCAAACACCAGUUUUGCCAGGAUUUUAUUUGCCUAUUAGGUGUGCUUCAGUUAUGGUGCACGUGACCGAUGAAGGAAUUGAGGCCCAGAGAGGUGGAGUGACUUGCCGAGGGUCACACAGCUAGUGUGGCUGGGCUGGGCUAAAGGAGAUCCUCUUUCUUUCUGACCAGCGGCUCUGUGCCUCCCAUGAUGUCUCAAAACUGAGAGGCCAGGGGGCUGUGUGGCUCUGUGCUGGGGAUAUCUGUCUCCUAUAGCCCAUUUAAUUCAUAAAGGGGAAAUUCGUUGCGGUGGCUGUGGGUCAUGGAGACCCGUGGCUUCUAGGGUGACAUUAUCCCAGCUGCGAGGAGUAUUUGGGCAUCUGGGGGGAUGGUGGAAAUGAGGCCUGGCUGCCUUCAGAAUCCCAUGCCAUCCUGCGGGGCUUUGCUUUCCAGGAUUCAGGAAGACCGACUGAGGCCAGUGCUGGGCCGGCAGCCAUGCUGGGCCCCAGUAUGACCACCACUGCAUCUCCUGGAUGUGCCAGGGCAGAGCCCCGUUCUGGGAGACACGCGGGCGGGCCAGUCUAGAGCAAUAAAGAGAGCACUUUUCCUUCCGUGUAGUCUGAACGUUGGCACCAGCCUGGACCCGGGUAUCAUUUGGGCAGUAUUGGCAUGCAGUCCAGCUGCCAGGAUGGAAAGCAGAGGCAAGGUGCCAGGCCUAUGCCCUUUGCGGUUCCUGGAUCAGCAGGAUUCUAGGAUGUCACUGCUCUCAGGAGACCGUAGGAGACCCCUGGGCCCUGCAAGCUGUCAUCUGUGUGGGCUCCUGAUUCCUCUCAAAUCCCCAGGCCAUCCAGGUGGGGUGAGAGAGGGAAGAGAGCCCACUGCCCCGCGGCAGGGAGCCAUCAUGCCAGGCCCCCAGGGUGAACCUGAUACAGGCGAGCUGCUGGGGACUAAAGCCACAGCAUCAAGGCAUCUUCUCUAGCCCCGCUGCCUUGGAUUCCAUCAAGAUUCAAAUAAACGUUUUCUUCCCUGGACUAAAAAGAGUCAGCUAAAUGUUCCUUCAAGUUUCUUGAGCAUGAGAACACAUUUGGAGUCUCCUUUGACCCCAUCUAGUCAGGGAGGACACCUUGUCUAUUGGAUAAAGUAUAAAAGGGAAUAAAGGUACAGCCCCUCACUUAAGGUCCAAGACUCAAAUUGCACAAGUUCAGAAAGAGGGUUUUGCAUACUUUCCUCUGAAAAGAUCUGGGGCUGCUAGGUGCUCUAAGCCCAACAAAUACCAAAGGAGUGAAAUAGAAGCACACAUACACAAAAAUCCCUUGCAAAAUUGGGUUGCAUAAAUGGAGGUACAGAGUCUAGAUUGAAGGAGGUGAUAGUACACCCUACUUUACACAGCUAUUCCACACCAACGCACAUAUUCAGUUCUAGAUUCACAUCUCAAGAGCAAUAGUGACAAACUAGAAAACAUACAGAAGAGACCAGAGUGGGAAUAGAAAGAAUGAUUGAAGAAACGAGAACUCUUCAAUUUACAGAAGAGAAAAGUGGGGCCUUCCCUGAGCUCACAGACUCUUGGAGGAUACUUUCUCAAGUGCUUAUGAUGGUCCAAGUACAGUCACAUAUGUUAUCUGAUUUAAUUCUCACAGCAGCCUUGAGAUGUGUCAGUCAUCCUCAUUUUGCAGAUGGAGAAAGAGACUCAGAGCUUUCGUAACUUCUCAAGUUCCCACAGCAAAGCAAGUGGCACAGGCUCCAUUUGAACCCAAGCUUAAGUUCUCCUUAUACCAAGCUGCCUUACAGAGCUUGGCCAGUCUAGGCCCCCACUCCAGGCAAAGCAGCCCCGAGGCAGCUGUACUUUUUCCCAGACUUUGGGAUUUCUGAGUUAGAGAGUAUUUUUUUUCUUUUUUUUUUUUUUAAGAUUUUAUUUAUUUAUUCA
Messenger RNA from Neomonachus schauinslandi (Hawaiian monk seal), 3062 nucleotides. It is a transcript of the gene TMEM40, whose product is annotated as transmembrane protein 40. The record is from RefSeq and is a predicted model, not a curated record. The coding region runs from base 67 to 1068 and encodes 333 amino acids. NCBI's taxonomy places the organism in Eukaryota, Metazoa, Chordata, Mammalia, Carnivora, Phocidae. The transcript has 11 exons.